AGCGAAGAGAAACACGUCCGACACUUGUGCUCGCGCCCGCCGUCGAGGAGGAUUUGUGGGUUCUGUUCUGUGUUCUGGCUAUCGCAGAAAAAAAUCCCACACACGCACAGGCUCGUUUGUGUAUGUGUUUGUGCUGCAGUGGAAAUGAAACGGCAAUAAUGUGUGGUCGCCGCGGAGCCCAAAAUAUGGCAGCAACCGAAAUGUGAAUCCGGAGAUUGUGGAAUACGUUUUUCCGCCAUCCCAGAGUGCCUCAAAUGAAAACUGCAGUUUCCGUGUAGUAAAACGAAUCGGAACUGAACCGAUCGGGUCGAAUCCAAUCGGUUUGGAAAUCUCAAUCGGAAUUGGGGGUCGAAAUUUAGGCGCUAGCAAAACAGUGAAAAAAUAGAGAUAUACGAAUACAAAUACGGGUAUAUUUUAGUGGCUGUGGCAAGGCAGAAAUUCGUAUGUACUCGUUGCUCCUAAAUACAUACAGACACAGCGCCCGCGCCCGCGCCCGUGCCCCUGCCCGUGUCCCCUCCUUGCCCACUCACACCCCUGCUCCAUCGAAUACCCUUCCCACCCAGACCCCUCCAUUAACCAACAACCAACGCUGUCAAAACCAAAGCACACUGCAUGUGUGUGUGUGUGUGUGAGAGAGAGUGAGUGAAAAUAUUAACGGAAGCGCACAACACAAAAAAAGGAGAUAAAUAGUGAGAUAGAGAGAAGGGGGUGGAAAGGAGAGAGAUAGUGGCUAACUGUUAACAAAACAACAACACCAGCUGAUUUUGUGAUAAAGCAACGAUCCAAGAUCCCCCCAAAAAUACCCGCCACAACGACAGCACAACGUUCUGUUGAUAGUGCAGUACGGUACAAGUUGCAGCUGUUGCAACAACAACAACAAAAAUAGGAACAACAAUCAGAGACAGCAGGCGAGACCCCCGCAAGGAAAGAGAGACACACAGAGGGAGAGAAUCACGCAUACGCCCCAUCAGCCCGACCUCCGUCGCCGCCAAUCGAAUCCCACAAAAGCGUUCCCACACACACACAGACAGACGCACACGGGAGUGAGUCCGCCGUGUAAUGACUAGCAAAAGAAAUAAAUAAAAUUUAACCAAAAAAUAGAGAGAGAGCAAGAGCGGGAGAGAGCCAGCUCCAGCUGCUCAUAAAUUUCGUAACGCUUUUGGGUGUAAAUGUGCCCCUUGGUUCAGGGCAGGUUCACUGCGUGCAGUGAUUGAGUCGUUUGUAAUUUGUAUGCCGUAAAUACAACAAAAUAUGUAAAUGCUAAGGGCGCCCACCCACCCAACACCACCCAAAGCCAGACAGCCAGCCAGUCCAGCUAGCCAGCCAUCCCACGCACAAAGGAACGGAGCAGAGCAGGAGGGUGGAGCAGCAGGUGAAGGAGGGUCAACCUAUUUAGGAAUGCGAAUGAAUUUGGCGGUCAAAAUUCCAUAAAAGAGACAAAAGAAUCCCCAAGUAAGCCGAAGAUCAAGCCAAAAAAAUAUUUGCUGCUCCUCAAGGCAUGUAAAAUCACAAGUGGAAGGAAAGUUGAAGGAGCGGUAACAGUUACGAUUGCCAUACAAGAAGCAGAGAGCGCCAGCUAAAGGAAAUCGAACGAUAACGGGAAAGAGAGAAACCAGUAGAAGAGCUGGAGCACACUCGAUAAAAAAUUAUUAGCAAAAACAUAAAUACGUAACGGUUUCGGCUCUCCACCACAUUGCCAUCGCUGCCUGCCCAAAGAGUGCGAGUGAGCGGGAGGAAGGAAGAGAGCAUAGAAUUGAGAGAGCAAGAGAGCAGUAGCGAGCGAGAGAACAAGGGAGCCAGUGAGUGGGUAGGUCAGUGGCAGUGGGCGGUCUGCCAGCUGUGGCAGCCACAACACCAACGCCAGCGCUAGAGUCAACUUCAAAUUUAAAAGGGCAGCAAAGGGCCAAAUGUCCUGUACCAUUUCGGAGCUGCCUAGUGGGUGUCGACUGCGCGGCGGAAUGACUGCAUCCACACCACAGAGCGCUGCUAACAAUGGCGCCAAUGGCGGGGGCAAUGGCAACGGAAACAACGGUAACGGUAACGGGAAUGGGAAUGGCAACGGCAACGGAGGAGGGGGCAGCGAAAGUGCCGUUUCCGUGUCCGUGUCAGUUGGGGGCGGCGGCGUCACGGCAGCCAGUGCCACCUCGAAUGUGCUGCAAGAGUCGAAUGCGGCAACGUUGCAGCGGCCGCAGUCGCAGAAGCCAUGCUGCUUCUGCUGGUGUUGCUGCUGUUCCUGCUCCUGGGGAAAAUGUCUGGCCAUCAAGAAUGCCGAUGAAAAUGCGCCCACAAAGCGUGAUCUCGCUAAUUCCGAAUUCCUAGACGGCGAACAACCCACAUUGGAGGAAAUCCGUAGCUGGGGCAAGAGCUUUGACAAGCUGAUGAAGAGCUCAGCUGGUCGAAAGGUAUUCCAGAACUUCCUGCGCAGCGAAUUCAGUGAGGAGAACAUAUUGUUCUGGCUGGCCGUCGAGGACCUCAAGAUGGAGAACAGCGCCGAGGUGGUCGAAGAGAAGGCGCGCCUGAUAUACGAGGACUACAUCUCGAUCCUGUCGCCGAGGGAGGUGUCGUUGGAUUCGCGGGUGCGCGAGAUCGUCAACCGUAACAUGAUCGAGCCCACGACGCACACCUUCGACGAAGCUCAAAUACAGAUCUACACUUUAAUGCACAGAGACUCAUAUCAGAGAUUCCUAAACUCUCAAAAGUUCAAGACACUCGCUCAAAUGCAAGACAAUUCGAAUGCCGGCUCUAAGGCGGAAAGUCCCACUUAGAUCGCAUCGGAUCGUUGUCAGUUCUGCGCUGUGUUGAUUUCUGUGGUUGCUCUGCAUUAGUAUUUCCAUUAGUUUGGGGUCAGUCAUAAAAUCCCUGUAAUACCCCCCGUGGUUGCCUGCCAGCCCUCUGCCACUGCCACUGCCGCUGCUGCAAUCCCCUAAGCAAUAUGUAUCCUUUAAUAGAACCAUUUAACCAUUUUGCGUGCAGCCCCCGCAGGUGAGACCAGGGCAGUGGGCGAGGCAUAUUCCCGGGGCCCGAACAAAGGCAAAACCAAAACCAAAACUAAAACAAAAACUUAGACGAUAUGCAUAAAACGUGAAACGGAUUCCUUCUCUACCUAUGUUCUAGUCGUUAACAAACCAAAGAGUUAGGAGCUAAAUUAAUUGUUUAAUCUUAGAGUGUGUAACGGAUGGGGAUCGGGAAACGGAUCUCCGUGACGUAGCAUUUUCAAGGCGGUUCCGGAAGCGAGCGAGGGAAACAGCAACUAGUGUAAUAUUAGUGAUCUAAGAGACGUAUUAAUCAAAUUGCAUCAGAGAUAACGGAACCGACAACAGUACAGUUCGAAUGCGAGAGUACAUUCAACGUAAACCGUAAACCGUAAACCGUAAACCGUAAACCGUAAACCUUAAACCGUAAACAAAAAUACUUUUUCCAGAAAAACCAAAACCAAAAGAAACUUUUUAAACGUAUUACAUAACUUUAUAUUAAUAUAUACAUAUAUACACGCAUAUAUAGUACUUAUAUACAAAACCAUUUAACUUAAUUAGUUUUGAAAACGAUUAGGUCAUAUAUGCCUACAUAUGUCUGUAUAUAUAUAAAUACUAGCCCUAUUAUUUAUAUGCAUACAUAUGUACAUAUAUGAGUGACGACAUCGAAGCAUUUUUGUAAAUACCACAACAGACAGCAGCACUCUCUCUAUAUAUUUGUAUAUGUAUCCUGUAUCCUGUACCCUGUACCCUGUACCGAUCAAGACAAUGCAACCAACACAACUCCCACUAUAAUGCCUGAUCUUCCGAUUGAGGUCCGAUCUAGUUGUUCCCAAUCACCUCUUCGAAGGCAAACUAAGGCAAACGCAUAGCUAACAACACAAUAUUUAUGGUUUCGAUUCGCAUUGAUUUCAAAAUCGAAAGAAAACGUUUUGCAAUAUCACUGCCAACAAAAAACAGGAAAAGGAAGAACACACAAAAAACUGCAAGAGAUUUAUCAGGCUAUACUCUUCUAUGGAUCUAUAUAUGCGUUUACUUUCACCCACACAGCUGGGCUUUCAAUAAUAUCCCCCAGCCCUACACCCUACAUUGAUUUCUGCAUUCAGAAAAAACCUUCAACAAAUUAUUCAACAAAAAAAAACACAGUAUUAUAAAUAAAAAGAAACAAUAAAAACUUAAAUUUUUAGCAAAAACAAAUUGUCCAAGUGAAAGAAAAACUGAAGACAAUUCAAGAGAAAACACGGAACAAAGAGAGGAGGGUGCGACAGAUCCUCAGAACAAAUUCAGAAGAGUCUCGAGGCAAUUUCGCAUCCUGCAAGGAGAACCGUAGGCAAACAGUUAACAUUGUAUUUUCGCUAUAAGUUGGAUUUUAUUUAAAUUAAUUGUCUUUAAGUGGCUUUAUCUGAGGCACAAAAUGCAUAAAUGAUGUACCUUUGUUACGGGAGGGAGGAGAAGAGAAUGUUUUUAGUAGCUAGUUGGUGUGCCUAGUUUUAAUGCUUCUAUCUACACGGAGAUCACACGAGAACAAGAACAUGAAACAUUGAAUAUUUUACUAGCAUUUAAGCGUCUUCCAGGUGCCCCCAGUCCUAGUUUUAGUUUGCUUUGGUUGGACUAUUACUAUUGUCCCAGUUCCAGUCGAUCUUUCUGUUUUCAGUUCUGCAUCUAGAGAUACAUAUAUCACCACCUAAUUCAAUGCUGGCUCUACAUGUUCUAUAUCCGAUCUGCAUUCAGUUGUAGCUCUAGUAAACAGGACUUUUUUAGCAUUUCUAUUCACAAAUCUACUACCGAUUCUAAUAAUUCAGACUGUCAUCCACAGCUUCGGUUUUAGUUCAUGUUCUGUUGUCAUUUAUAGUCAUAUGUAAAUGAUGUGAUUCUGUGCAACUCCGAAGCCAGUUCCUGCCACCACAGUUUCCUUUUAAUUAAUCACUCAGGCUGCUACUUGGAAUUGAGAAUCCGACAAUCGCUGUUUCCCUAUGCAUUACAAGUAUAUAGAUGGACCGUUCUAUCAGCCAUUUUCCAUGGUUUGUUAAAUUAAUUUUAGGCAAUUCGGGUAGAACUAGUUCCAGGACAAAGCGAAACAGCACCCGGAGGAGCGUUUGCUAAUGAUUGUUUCUCUUCGGUUUCUUGCUUUGCAGAAUGCAGACAAAUAUAAGACUUUUUGAACAAAAUCAGAGUAUAAGUACGUUAAAUACGACUGUUGUUUGUUUAGUUUUAUACACGCACACACACACACACACACAUGCAUAUAUAUGUAUGCUACAUAGCGGCAUACAUAUGUAUAUACAUUUUGAAACACAAAAGAAGAAGGCAAAACGUAAUCAAGCAUUAGUGAAAAGUUUCGACCAGUUAAAUAAAAACAAAAAAUUAAAUUUAUUACACCAAAAAAC
This is a messenger RNA of Drosophila miranda, 5359 nucleotides long. It is a transcript of the gene Dhit, whose product is annotated as regulator of G-protein signaling 17. Lineage: Eukaryota; Metazoa; Arthropoda; Insecta; Diptera; Drosophilidae. Bases 1908 to 2765 code for a protein of 285 amino acids. The transcript has 7 exons. The record is from RefSeq and is a predicted model, not a curated record.